AUGUCACAUUUAGUAUCUAAGAUCGAAGCACUUUUGUUAGAAGAGCCAUUGGACAGUCUUUGUGGUGCAUCCGCAGUGUACCUCGCAAUAGAAAACAACAAUUUACCUCCUUUCGAGUAUGUAAGAGAAGUGAUAGAUCGUGCAGUAAAUUCGUCUCUGUUGAAAAUAGAAGGUAUUGAACGAAAAACGAAAGUAUUGGAAGUGUUAUCCCAGGCUGAGAGUGGAUAUAUUAGUGUUCGAGGUCUUAAAGCAUUCAAGGCAUUGAACAUAGAAAAGGAAUUGUAUCCAGAUCGUUCUCGAGAAGAAAUAGACGAGAAUAUUAAUAAAUUAAAAUAUAAACUCGAGGCAACAUCGGAAGCAGAUGUGAGUCUUUACGGGACACUUAGACAAACUCUCGAGAAUGUAGAUGUGUCGAAUCUUACAUGGCGUGAUCCCGAAGCGAGUAUGGUUAUUAGUGACGACUCAUUCAUGGUAAAAAACCUGGGGCGUAGACAGAAGAGUACCUUUUUAGAACCACGAGAAAAUAUGAAAUGUGCUAUACCCGAUUCAGUUACGACAAAGUGUAAUGAAUUUAUAAGUAAUUUUAACAAUUCGAAUAAUUCGUGGGUUAUGAGGAAUACGUCCCAUGAUAAAAUGUGGAAAGAGGAUGAAAUACACUUUUAUCUAACCAUGUCAUGUCGGUGUAUUCUAUGCAUUAGUGGCGAGAUAUGGCAUAAUCCCGCAUUUAUGACUAGCACAUCUCGCAGUGAGCAAAGUGAAGGUACUUAUGUCACUGACGUUAUAAUUCCUUUGCUUCGAUCGAGUUUGGGAGGCGAUAUUGUUUGCUUAAGUACGGCCGAGCGACAGAUGCAGGCAUUAGAACAAGCUAAUACUCAUCCACCCCGAAAUGUUAACCCAAGUCCUACCGUUUCAUCACCACCCUAUAAUUAUUAG
Messenger RNA from Ambispora gerdemannii, 933 nucleotides. The record is from the annotation of a GenBank genome assembly. Lineage: Eukaryota; Fungi; Glomeromycota; Glomeromycetes; Archaeosporales; Ambisporaceae.